CCCCGCGCGUCCGCCAUAUUGGCGCCCGCGCCGCAGCCGCUGCGCCUUGUUCCUCCAUCGCCUCCCGGCGCGGCCCAGCGGAGCCCGGCAGGGGACGGGACGCGGGCGCCGCCGCCGGGCGGGGAGCGGGGCUCGGAGGCCGGGAGGAGCCGGGAAGGAGCCGGGCCAGCGGCCCUGCUGCGCCAGCCGCCAUGGCGAGGAGGCCCGGCGGCUCCUGAGGCGGGCGCACACGCACGCACCGAGCGAGGCUUAGCCCCCUCCCGGCCGCCAUCAGCGGAGAGAAGCCGCCCGGCCCCCUUCUCCGCCGCGACAUGGAGGCCGUGAAAGCCUUUAACAGCGAGUUGUACUCGCUAAAUGAUUAUAAGCCACCCAUUUCUAAAGCUAAAAUGACACAGAUCACCAAGGCAGCAAUCAAGGCGAUAAAGUUCUACAAGCACGUUGUACAGAGUGUUGAGAAAUUCAUUCAAAAGUGCAAACCAGAAUACAAGGUGCCUGGCCUAUAUGUCAUUGACUCCAUUGUGAGACAGUCCCGGCAUCAGUUUGGGCAAGAGAAGGAUGUAUUUGCUCCAAGAUUCAGCAAUAACAUUAUCAGUACUUUCCAGAAUCUGUAUCGUUGUCCUGGGGAUGACAAGAGUAAAAUUGUUAGAGUGCUAAACUUAUGGCAGAAGAAUAAUGUGUUCAAGAGUGAAAUUAUUCAGCCUCUCUUGGAUAUGGCAGCAGGAAUUCCUCCUCCAGUUGUGACCCCUGUCUUGCCCAGCACUACAGCUGCUAUGAGCAACAAUACACCAGGAACACCUGUGACUCCAGUUACUCCAGCCAAUGUGGUGCAGAGUUUACCCGAUCCUUGGGUAUCUCAGAUUGCUAAUACAGAUACACUUGCUGCUGUAGCACAGAUUUUACAGAGUCCCCAAGGCCAACAGCUUCAGCAGUUGAUACAGACGCUGCAGAUACAGCAGCAGAAACCUCAGCCUUCGCUACUUCAAGCCCUGGAUGCUGGUCUUGUUGUUCAGUUACAGGCCCUAACCGCACAACUUACGGCUGCAGCUGCUGCUGCCAACACACUUACUCCACUGGAACAAAGUGUCUCUUUUAAUAAGAAGCUGAUGGACAGGUUUGACUUUGGGGAAGAACCUGAACAAAAUGAAGAGCCUAAAAAGGAAACUCCUACUUCCCAACUGCCUUUAGUACCAGAAUCUGUGAACAACUCGCUUUUUCACCAACUAGCUGAACAGCUACAGCAACAAAAUUUAGAACAUCUGCGACAACAGCUUUUGGAGCAACAGCAGCCUCAAAAGGCAAGCCCUAACGAGGAAAAUCAAGAAGGAAAUUUUGGUUCAGAGCACUCUGCGUCACCAUCACAAGGGAGCAGUCAACAACAGUUUUUAGAAGCGGAAACAAAUGUAGAUGAUUCAAUGGAUAUUCAGCAACAGGACAUGGAUAUAGAUGAAGUACAGGACGUUGCUGAAGAAGAGAUUUUUGAACAAGAAGAAAAGAAAUCAACUGUUCGUUCAAGAUCAAGAACUCGUUCAAGAUCUCGUUCAAGAUCACCAAGAAAACGACGGUCUAGAUCACGAUCUGGUUCUCGUAAGCGUAAACACAGAAAACGUUCACGCUCAAGAUCAAGAGAAAGGAAGAGGAAGUCAUCUCGAUCAUACUCCAGUGAAAGAAGGGCUAGAGAAAGGGAAAAAGAACGUCAGAAAAAAGGAUUGCCUCCUAUACGGUCAAAAACACUAAGUGUUUGCAGUACUACUCUUUGGGUAGGUCAAGUAGACAAGAAGGCUACGCAGCAAGAUUUGACUAACUUGUUUGAAGAAUUUGGACAAAUAGAAUCUAUUAAUAUGAUUCCCCCAAGAGGUUGUGCUUACGUCUGCAUGGUUCAUAGACAAGAUGCAUAUCGUGCUCUUCAGAAACUUAGUUCUGGGUCCUAUAAAAUUGGAUCUAAAAUUAUUAAGAUUGCCUGGGCUUUGAAUAAAGGUGUGAAAACAGAGUACAAGCAAUUCUGGGAUGUGGAUCUGGGAGUUUCAUAUAUUCCUUGGGAGAAAGUAAAAUUGGACGAUUUGGAGGGAUUUGCUGAAGGUGGAAUGAUUGACCAGGAGACAGUAAAUACAGAAUGGGAAACAGCCAGGAACUCAGAACCUGCUAAAGAAACUACUCAAACUACCCAGACUACUACAGUUGAUAAGAGCACAGUUAUCACAACGCAGACAGAAGCUUACACACAACCAGUCACUAUGCUGCAGAUUCCAGUAGCUCCAGCUGUGCCUGCUGUUAGCUUAGUUCCACCUGCGUUUCCUGUCACAAUGUCUGUCCCUCCUCCUGGUUAUAGCGCAAUUCCUCCUCCACCCUUCUUGCGAGCAAGUUUCAACCCUUCACAGCCACCUCCAGGUUUUAUGCCUCCCCCAGUUCCUCCUGUUGUCCCUCCUCCUGUUGUCCCACCACCUGUUGUCCCACCAGUUGUUCCAACACCUUUAGUACAGCCUCCAUUACCAAUUACACAAGAGACGAUGAAGGAUGUUCCUUUUACUAGCCUCGUUUUACCAGUUGGCACAGUUACAAGUAAUCUAGCUACUCCAACGUUGUCUGCUGGAAGUGUUUUUAAUCCUCUGCCAAUCAACAAACCAGAACCAGAUGAAAAGGGAUCACAUCUUACAGACCUUCAGAUUUCUUCCAGUGAAAACAAUAGAGCUGUGCAAAGUGAUGUCACAAGUAGCUCUGGACUUGUUGGAGGAGUGCAGCCACCCAGCGUUUCAAGCAGUUCUGGGCUUACUGGAGAAGGCCAGCCACCUAGUGUCUCAAGUAGCUCUGGACUUGCAGGAGGAGUGCAGCCACCCAUUGUCUCAAGCAGCUCUGGACUUGUAGGAGGAGUGCAACCACCAACUGUUUCAAGCAGUUCUGGUCUUGCAGGAGGAGUGCAGCUACCCACUGUCUCCAGUAGCUCUUCACUUGCAGGAGGAGUUCAGCCAACUAGUGUCUCAAGUAGCUCUGGACUUAUGGCUGGAGUGCAACCACCAAAUGUCUCAAGUAGCUCAGGGCUUCUAGCUGGAGUGCAUCCACCCAGCAUCUCAAGUAGCCCUGGCCUUCUACCAGGAAUGCAGCCACCCAGUGUCUCAAGCAGCUCAGGAGUUCUGGCAGGAGUGCAGCCACCAAGUGUCUCAAACAACUCUGGUCUUCUCAUAAUGCCACCACCCAAUGUUUCGAGUAGUUCUGGACUUAUGGGAGUGCCACCACCAAAUAUUUCAAGUAGUUCUGGACUUCUGGCAAUGCAGCAUCCAGCUGGUGUUCAAAAUAUGCCUCAUUUAAAUAUAAGUAAUCAAAGGAUGCCAGGAAUGCCUCUCAUAGAUAUCCGUCCAGGCCUAAUGCCCCACUCACCUGGACCAAGGUUUCCAUUAAUGCAGCCAGGAGUGCCACCACAGCGUAGUAUUCCUCCUCCAGCAAUCCUUGAUCCAUCUCUUCACCCACCACCUCGAGGUCCUUUUCCUCCAGGAGAUAUUUUUAAUCAAACAGAAAGACCUUUUGGAGCACCAGGAAGACAAAAUAUUGAUAGCAUUUCUAAUCCAGAGAAAAGACUACCACUUGGAGGGGAUAACAUACAGCAGGAAGGAGACAGAGAUUAUCGUUUUCCUCCAGUAGAAAAUCGAGAUAAUCUUAACAGACCAUCCCCAGUGGAUGUCAGAGAUCCUGUUGGACGACCACCAAUUGAUCCAAGAGAGGGUGUAGGACGGCCUCCAGUAGAUGGAAGAGAACAUUUUGCAAGACCACAUAUAGACAUGAGAGAAAAUUUUGGAAGACCAGGUAUAGAUAAUCUUGGCCGAAGAGAGCAUUUUGCUUUCAAUUCAGACAAGCACUGGGGACAGAGAGGAGAUUAUGAUGAAAGAGAGCAUCAUACCUUCCCUAUUUAUGGUGGCCCUAAAGGCUUCCAUGAAGACAGAGAGAGAUUUCGGCAUGUAAACUAUAGAUUUGAUAGUAGAAGUGGUCCCAGUUGGAAUAGAGGAUUUGAACCAGAUGCUCACAGAGAUUUUGAUGACCGCAGAAGACCCUGGGAAAGACAGAGGGAUAGGGAUGACAGAGAUUUUAACUUUUGCAGAGAAAUUAAUGGGAACAGGUUUGGAAGAGACAGAAUGUCAAACAACUGGAUCCCCCCUCCACAUCCACGGGUUUUUGAAUAUUUUGAUGGGGCCGCUCCCCAGCGCAAAGCUGAUAAUAUGCCCCAGGUAAACGGUGAAAAUACAGAGACAGAAAGUCAGCCACCAACUGCACAGGUGCAGGACGAACCAGAACUUUAUGAAAAACUGACCUCUUCCGUCGAGAUAAACAAAGAGAAGAGUGACACAGAAGCUGAUAUAGAAAGUGAACCAGUGGUAGAAAGCACAGAAACUGAGGGGACAUAAUCAUCACUCAGUAGGUAAAAGAUACCUUUUGUAAAGUUGUCAUCUCUCUGUAAUAGAUAAAUGGCUGACUGGACCUUAGUAGUUCACUUUUGUCUGCCAGAAUUAAGUUAAUCUGAUGUUCAUGUUCAUCUUUCGCUUAAAUAACUGUACAACUGACUUGUAUAGAACACUGUUCUUAAUUUGAACAUGGUAGGUAAACAUUUUUUUUAUUUCUCUGGUAAAACAUAAACUUGCCCCCACUUGCUUUUAAUUUCACAAAGAUAAAAUAACAGCUUGUCAAACAAAGACUUCCUAUGGAAGACAAUGGAAUUUUUUAGAUACUACCCUUAGGUUGGCUAUCGAAAUUGUUAUACUUGAAAACAGGUGCUGGUGUAUCUCGUCCGUGUUUUUAGGCUGCUGCAGAAUUUUAAAGUAUAGACAAAGCUGUGAUAUUUUAUGUUCCUACAAUUUGGCAGAAAAAAAGAAAUGGCCCAUGUUACUUAAGGAGCAUAACACAGAGAUUAAAAGUGGUUUUGUAAAAUCUACACUAUAGUCUCUGUUUUCUCUAAAGUAAGUGUUUGUGACUUGUUCCUCGUACUGCAGUGGGUUUAAAAAAAAAUGAAAAAGUACAUUUUAAUGUUGGGUGCAUUUUGUUUUUAGAUGCCAAUAAAGCAUAUUUGUUUGAUAACAGUGUUCUAGGUAUUGUAUUUUUUUUAAAACCUGCAAGCUAUAAAAACUUGGAAUCAGCUAUGAUAUGUGCUUAGCUAGUUGUUGCAAAAGGUUUAUAUUACUUUUGUAAGACCAAUGCAACAGCUGUUAAUGUCCAAGAAAGAAGGGUAUGGUUUUUACAUUGAAAAUCAUGCAGUCAUUAGUUUAUGUAUAUGACAUAUGUAUGUAAAUAUUUGUGUAAACUGUUUGUAGAUACCACUCUUUCUGUGCGUGCCUGUGUAUGUGCACACGCUCACAGAAUAUUGUAGACAGUUCAAUAAAAUUGAAAUGAAAUUAGGUUAUAAAAAUUUGCCUUUCACCUUCUUUAGGUAGUAAGAUAAGUAUUUCACUGCAAUGCUGUCAAGCUUACAUUUACCUUCUUAUGCUAAUAGUUAUAUGAAAUUCUUACUACUUACAGAAGGUGGAACAUGAUACACUGUAAGAAUAUACAGUAGGAUUUUAGCUUUCUUUUUUAAAUUGCAGAUACACAUGAAGCCAAAACUUAAACAAAUAUUUGCAUUGUCUUAUUUUGUAACAUAUUUAGUGUUCUGGAUAUAUUCUGGAUAGGUAGUGGUAGUGUUUAAGUACUUUGUGGUUAUUUGUUUUUAGUGACUCAAAGUCCAGAAGUGUUGCACGAAAAGUAAAAAAGCUGUUGUUGGUCUAAAAAAACCUACAUGUUUUUUAACAGAAAUAAGGGGGACUUUGUUCUUUUGUGGCUUAAUACUGAAGUAGAACCUCUUGUUAAAUUGGCGAGAUGAAUUGGCUGCCUUGGUAAAUUAGUAGCACUAUUCUCUCGUUUCAUAUACUUUGCUGCUUGUGUCAUUUAAAUUGGUGGUGGAUGAUUUGGUCAUGUAAGAUUUUCAAUUUAUUCUACUCAAGUGCGUUCCACCAACUUCUUUCAAAAUAACUUUUGUUAAAAUUUUGUCUGAAAGCAUUUCACUCAGUUUUGAGAAAGUUGUUUUUGUCUUGCAUAAUAGGAUCAAGGAUUAGAUUCUGUUACAUGAAUGGCCCUUGGUAGAAGAAACACUUUUUAGCACAGAUUAGAAUUUUGAUCUUUCCUGAUAAAGUGUAAACGUGCAAGUUCUAAUUCCCCUUCCUGCUCUCCCAAAGGGACAAAAGUAUGAGAAUGUCACAUGAGUGUAAAGCAUAAGCACGCCUUUGAAAGUAGACUCAAGUUAUGCAUGUGUUUGUUGCCCUCUUCCUCUGGGAUGUGGGUUAUUUUUUCAUGCUGUCAUGGUUCAGUUUUUCAAUUAUAGGGACUUCUAUUCUGGAUAGUAAAUAAACUGUCAGUUUACGGAAGGUAGCCCUUUGAAAGUGGACAUGAAUGAUUCGUUAUCUACUGUGCAAGUACUAGUCAUUAGGAUGUAGUGUGGUGUACAUUAAAGAAUUAUUGCUUUGUAAAAGACCUUGCUGAUGCGUUUAUUACCAGAACGUGUCUCAGGAGUUGAGAUGAACAAUAUUUAAGGUAAAAAGUACCUUCAUGUGCAGGCUUUGUGGCUCAAGUUGAUUGGUGCUGCACAACCUACUACUAGUAUUCCGGUCGGGUAGAUAUGGUUCUGGAAGUCCAAAAAUACAAAAAUAGCCGUAAGGGUAUUUUGUGAAUAUAAGGGAUUUUCUUUAUUUUGUUUUAAUACAUGCAGACUGAAAAUACUUCAGUCAUAGACCAUGUAAAUACCCAGAAUCAAACACAUAUUGGCAGUAGCUUUUAUUUUCAGAUGUAAUGUUAAAUGUUUUUCUUUUUUUAAACAAAAAGUUAGUCUGUUUUCUAAACUGGGAGCUGAAGUAUGCUAAAUUACUUGUAGUAUCAUGGUGUAGGUAAAUUACUUGGUGAGAAAGGUUAAAUAAAUCGUUUGGUAGUGAUAUAAACCAAUGUAUUAUUUAAUGAAUUCAUCUUUGUUAAUAUCUUUCAAGCAUUAAUAAAUUGGCUACUGUACAUAUGUGUUAUACCAUCGAUUUCUAACAGCUUUUUUUUGUAGAAUAAAAAUUUAUUGU
Cygnus atratus (black swan) is the source of this 7067-nucleotide messenger RNA. It is a transcript of the gene SCAF8, whose product is annotated as SR-related CTD associated factor 8. The record is from RefSeq and is a predicted model, not a curated record. Gene Ontology annotation, molecular function: RNA binding. Bases 312 to 4388 code for a protein of 1358 amino acids. Gene Ontology annotation, cellular component: nucleus. The transcript is spliced from 20 exons. NCBI's taxonomy places the organism in Eukaryota, Metazoa, Chordata, Aves, Anseriformes, Anatidae.